Messenger RNA from Polychytrium aggregatum, 5649 nucleotides. RefSeq lists its product as uncharacterized. Gene Ontology annotation, biological process: positive regulation of autophagy; intracellular signal transduction; negative regulation of TORC1 signaling. Gene Ontology annotation, molecular function: GTPase activator activity. The transcript has 8 exons. The record is from RefSeq and is a predicted model, not a curated record. NCBI's taxonomy places the organism in Eukaryota, Fungi, Chytridiomycota, Chytridiomycetes, Polychytriales. Bases 86 to 5263 code for a protein of 1725 amino acids. Gene Ontology annotation, cellular component: GATOR1 complex.
GACUCAUCCAUUCCCGGCCUUUCCCUGCUCCCUCCUGCCAACAGAUCGAUAGAGGCCCUGCCUCCAGCCACCCCCCCCCUUUGCGAUGGCAACAGCCGCCCCUUCCAACCAACGAGCCUCAGCGGGCACACGACAGCCUGCCCAAAAAGCCUAUCUUCGAAUCCAGAAAGCCCAGGAAUUGGGAUGCGAGGCUCUGGUCAAUCCCGACUUGAUGCAAGACUUGAGUAUCGGCGAGCUUAUCGAAGUUAAAAAGGCUUCCGCUGCCCCAGACGGACUCGGCGGUCAGUCAAAGUCGUCCGCGACCACCGGUUCGGCCUUGAUUCAGAUCACCACCCUCGAGCGGAGCCAUUUCCAGCACAUGCCCAACGUCUUGCUGUUGGUCUCGGAGGAGUUUGCAAAGACCUUCAAUCUGAGCCCCAGUAGCGAUAUCACGGUGGAAAAGGUUGAUAAGGAUACGGUCACGGCGAGGAAUAUCGAGCUCACUUUCCGAGAGCAGUACAUCAGCCGGUCGGACAUGUGGCGAGUCAAGAUGGCGCUCAUCGGCAAGGCGGUUUGCGAAGGCAAGAGAAUCGAGGUGUCUGGCGUUUCGGCCACAAUCAAGAGCAUCUAUAUUGACGACUCUCACUCCAAUGUAUCGCCCUGCUCGGGAUACGUCACCGCCAAUACUCGAUACACCUUCCGGUCCGAGACAGCAAAGUAUUUCAUUUUCAUCCAGAUGAGCAAGGAGAUGUUUGAUUUUGAAGAAAACGGCGAGCUCUACUUUGAAAAGUGCGUCAGCGGGUUUCUGCCCGCUCUCUUCAAGCGCUGGAAAAAAAGCAAGACCAACCACAUCGUCUCGAUCGUGCUCUUCGCGCGAGUUGUGUACGAAAAUGUGAGCGCGGAGAGCGUGCUGCCGGAUACCUACGUGCGAGACAGCUCCGGCCGAGUCUACCAGGAUUGCUACAAGGUCAUCGUCGACUGGGAAACCCGUAGCGAUUGGUCUCAAAUCCUGGGGAAGCUCAAGGAAGAAUUCAUCCAGUACUGCAAACGAACGUUGGGGCCUCGCAUGGACUCGCCGUUUGGUGCGGGCUCGUUAGCCUCUUCCUCGGAGGGCAACAUUCUCGAGGCCAUCAAUCUCGCCUUGAAUCCGUUUGACAAGCACUAUAUUGACCGCGACUUUCUCCGCACGGGACUGUUGGUUGUCAUCAUUACCCCGGGCACGGGUCUAUUUGAAGUCGACAAGAAACUUCUCCGGCUGACGACACAGCGUAUGAUCGACAACGGCAUUGGCAUGGAUCUCGUGUGUCUAUCCAACCCGCCUCUGCAUGUCGUGCCAGUGUUCAUGUUCAAGUCCACGAGCGGCCCCAAGAGCCUGAUCCUCACCCAUCCAGACUCCCCCACGAUAGGCGGUGCCGACAGGGCUGAAAGAGGGUCUGCUUUGGUGGUGGCCCCGUCGCAUGCUUUGUAUUCCGAGGAUCGAGAGGGCUACUCGAUGGAGACGUACUACGCACGAGAGCACUGGAUUGAUUACAGCUUCUGGACAAGGGCCUGGGACUCAAUCGGCGAGACGCACGACAACAACAAUAUCCCCAAGAUCAACCGCUUUAUGCCGCGUGGAAAGGUCCCUGAUAUCCAAGUUCCCAGGGGCAUGUCCACAAGCGACCCGCAGGUCCCGUUCCUGAUUGCCGCCCAAGAUGACAUUGACGACACCGGCGGAGCGACCCUUCUUGGCCACCCUGGGGUUUACAUGCGCGAUGGCGACUUUAACCGAUACGAUGAGGCUGUUUUUCGUGCGGCUGACGUUCCAAGCGAAAGUCCCCCGGCUCAGCCAGGUGAUUCGCUGUCGGCCCAGGAUACCGACAGCAGCUUCGGCAACAUCAGCAACGCCGGCGCACAGCAGUCCCACUAUCCAAAUCAAGCCGUCAUGUCAUCGAGUCCCAGCCAACGAAUGCGCGCCGAGAUUGCCCGCGGCAUUCCUUCUGGCGGACAAGCAAACUGGGGAGGCUACGGAAUGCACGACGAACCUUCACUGCGGCCACCGGAUAUGCGCGGCGGGCACCGCAUGGCACUGACAGGCGGCAUCCACAUCAACCGAUCGCCCGAAAACUACGAAAGCAUACUGCGGCCCUCCAGCUAUUCCCAUCACGGACUGUACAAGAGCCAUGUGCUGCCCGGCGCCAUCGACACCGAAGUGCUGGCAUCAACUUUGCAUGACGGCUUUGAUCGGCGCAUCGAGGAUCGAAACACCAUCCACUCCACGACAACACCCAUGAACAUCCACAAACCUGCGAGUGAGCACAGCCGCACGGGAUACUCUGGCUCCUACAAAACAAACACCUCGUAUAUGGACGGCCACUCGCGCAACUCGUCGCGCCACGGCCCGUCUACCUGGGGUGGAGUGGAUCAGUGCAUCAUCAAUCCGUACAACUUCCAGGGCCACCAUGCACCGGCCUCAAGUAACAGCACCCGAUGGAAGCACGUCUACCCGAACGAGUACGGACGAGAUGUCAAAAAAGACGACUCGACCAACUGGAAGUCGCUGUGCACUCCUGCUUGCCUGCCCCUGACCACGGACUACUUCCCGAUGAUAAACGAGCCAGCAAACGGCAGCAAAAGCAACGCGAGCGAGUCGCUGUAUCGAGAGUACUCCUAUUUGGUCUCGCCCUCGGAAGACAUCGGCCCCUAUCAAGUCAACAACAUCACCGAGCAAGAACGGGUUGCGAUUCUCCUGAUUGAGCUGAUCGCCCAACGACUCUCGCAGGGGUUCCAGCUUAUCCUGCCGUCCAGCAUUGAGCAAUCUCAAAAGGCCCAGCCUCAGUCGCAACGAAGUCUUCCAGAGACAAGCCAGUCUUUCCUCGAAGCCAGCAGCCAGCUCGUGACUGGAAACAAGAGAAUCUUUCCCGAGAACAAUGUCUACACUCGGCUGUUUCUCUCGUCCCCCUGCUAUCUCUCGCUUGGGGAUCAAGUGCACAAGCUGUUUUUCGAUAGCACUGGCAAAAAUGUCGAGGUCAAGCGCCACAUUCGCAACGUCCAGUACCAGAAGAAAGGCGAAGAUCUGGUCUCAGGGAACUACACCGACAUGAUUGACGGAUUGCGGUUCUGGCGCGUGCGCUUCCUGUUGGUGCCUCAGAUCAAACCACCGUCAGCCUCCGAGUUCAAGAUCAACGAAAAGCUUAGCGAUGAAGAGUUGCGCUUGACAGCAUUCGAUCGGUUUAUCGAGUUUUUGGAAAAGUCGAUCUGGAUACCAUCACAGGACUCAGCCGAAACUGAAGGCGACCGCAGCGGAUCUGGACACGAUAACCUAAUCAAGGUCCAGGUGACGACGUUCACCAACGUGGCCUUCCUCCAGUCGGGCCAGCAUCGAAUCGCGGCAGAGUCCAGUCGGUUCAAGACCGAUGGCAGCACUCGCCCUCCAGAUGACGCUCACCGCACGUCUCGCAAGAACUCGGUCUGUCUGCUGACCCAGAAUUCGCCCUUGGUCGACAUUGCCUGUGAGAUGCAACAUCCCAAGACGGGUCUGAGGAUCAUCAACGCCCGGUGGCAUUUUAAAUACUACGAAAACAUCUUUAUCGGCAAAGAGUGCGUCCAGUGGCUGAUCGACCACUUCAGCGACAUCAGCACCAAGGAUCAAGCCAUCGCCUUCGGCAACGAGCUGAUGGCCAAGGGCGUCAUCGAGCAUCCCCGUGUCGAGCACAAGUUCCUUGACGGCUACUUCUUUUACCGCUUCACCCCAGCCUUUUUCGCCGAAGGCGGUGUGCUCAAAGGGCAGGGCAAGUCCACGAGCUCCAGCGCGGCGCAGCGAGACUCCUCUGCGCCCGAGCAAUCGAUCCCCGCGCUGCCAGUGCCGAUCACUGGGCUCCAAAGCCAAGUCAACCACGAUAUUCAGGCGUCGAACAACAAGAACGGCGCCUUGAGCGAGACACCGUUUCUGUUGUCGCGCCAGGUCAUGAUCGAUCUGGAUCCCGGCCACCAGAGCCAUCGCCGCGAAAUUGCCACGCUGCAUUACGACACCCUCCACAAUUCUCGGACCUGCUUUCAUCUGGAGCUGCACUGGCUGGUGUGCUCUCCUCGUUUGAUCCAAGAGCAGCUGUCACAAUGGUACCGGAUGAGCGAGAAAAUCGGCUUGAAGCUGCUUGAGGCCCCGGUCAUCCCGGCAAGCACCUCUGCCAACGACAAUCCCUUCCAGUCCAUUAUCUCGAUCACACUGGCGUGCCAGCCGCCGUCGUGCCCGGACUCUCCGCUCCACCACAAGCUUCCGCCUGGCGUCAACAUCCCGACUCAGUGGUUCGAGUCCGAGCUACUCAUGAGAUUCGGCUUUAUUCUGGAUCUGGAAGCCGACCACCUGUUCCCGAACAGCUCGGUCGAGUACUCGUACCCCAGAUCACCCGUCGAGCACACACAGUUUAUUCAUUUGCAGGGCAUCGCUAUCAUCCAAAUCCGCGAGCCUGGACAGGGCUUCUACUGGAUCAACAACCGGCUUCGCUUGACAGGCGGGUCUUCCAGCCGCUCUUUGCUCAACCAGGCCAAGGCGACUGGAGGCGACACAGCUUCCGCCAUCGAUAGCUCGGGUGAGCGUGUUGAUCAAGCCGCCAACUACAGUGACUCAAAGACCACCAUCGAAGCCAUCAUUGCCCAUUACGCGCAGUACACCGACCCCGACCUCCUCCGAGACGAUAUCGUCCAGUUUGUGCAAAACGCAGAGAAGCUCGAAGCCUUCUGGAGCCACUCGCUGGAGCGACUGAGGGUGAUUGCUGGCUACAACGUCGAUCUGUCCAACACCCGCGCAGCCACCGCUGCUGCAGCCGUGCCGCCAAAGAGCGCCCCGAUCCCAGAGAAGCUCGGGAUGUCCGAGCGAACAGCGAUUGGCAGCACCCCACCGCUCUCGCCGCUGGCGACCGGUCUUCCGAGUACCCAGGCGUUCGCGAUCCCAAUUUCAGCGGCAAGGCCACUUGCAGACCGAAGUCUGCAGCACUCGAGCUCGUCUAUCCCUGCGUUGGCACGGCGACCCAGCGAGAGUCGCGAGAGCCGCGACAGUCUCAACGCCGGUCUGGAGGCUGCCGAAAGCGUCAAGAGCCCCAUGUCGCCCGGAAUGUCGGCCGCUUCGGCGGUUUCGGCUACCCGUCACGAAUUCAUGACUCCGGCAUCGCAGCUUUCCAAGAACCUUUCGUAUGGGGACAUGGCCGGAUAUGGACACACAAGCCCGCGUUCCUCCAAUAUGUCUGUCUCAGGCGUCACCCGACCACGAAGCUUCACGCUGCCCCUGAGUCGCAGCAUCCACGAGUAGUUUUUACAGUCUAUCCAGAAAGAAACGGGACAGUCACUUUCUGGCUUCUGAAACCUGCCGAACUUCCGUAGGCCCCGGUGAGCAAGCCGUGAGAUUGUUUCCCGUCUUGGUUGGCAAUCUCUUUGUUUUUGGUUGGUUUCGGGAGCACAGUCUUGAAUACACUCGGUCGAUCUCCAUGGGCGAUGAUCGACUGGCAUACCGAGAUCAUGUUCCUUGAGGCAUUGAUGUCUCGAUGUGGGAGUGUGGUGGAUGCAUUCGACCCUCUGCACAGCUUCAUGGUUUCUCGAUAUCAAGAUGCUCGGGUGACUCGAGUCGCUUGGCUUCCCGACAAUGUGGGCACACCUGGGAUGUGUUGAACUCGUUCACCGAGCACACAUGGAUCUUGG